Molecule: messenger RNA, 1533 nt
Organism: Budorcas taxicolor (takin)
Lineage: Eukaryota; Metazoa; Chordata; Mammalia; Artiodactyla; Bovidae
Product: cytochrome P450 4A11-like
Exons: 12
Coding region: 1-1533 (510 amino acids)
Molecular function (GO): heme binding; monooxygenase activity; oxidoreductase activity, acting on paired donors, with incorporation or reduction of molecular oxygen
Source: RefSeq, a predicted model, not a curated record
AUGAGUGUCUCUGCACUGAGCCUCACUAGAGCCCUGGGCAGUGUCUCUGGGCCCCUGCAGGUGGUAUCUCUGCUCAGCCUGGUUCUGCUUCUGCUCAAGGCAGUACAGUUCUACCUGCGUAGACAGUGGCUGCUCCAAGUAUUUCAUCAGUUCCCGUCUCCUCCUUCCCACUGGCUCUGUGGGCACAGCUUUAAGUGCUCAAAGGAAAAUGACCUACAAGAGCUACUGAAAAGGGUAGAGAAAUUCCCCUGUGCCUAUCCUCGCUGGAUGUGGGGGGACAAUGCUUACCUUAUUGUCUAUGACCCUGACUACAUGAAGGUGGUCCUGGGGAGAUCUGAUCCUAAGUCUAAUGAUGUCUACAGAUUCUUGGCCCCCUGGAUUGGGACAGGUUUGCUGCUGUUGGAGGGGGAGACAUGGUUCCAGCACCGGCGGAUGCUGACCCCAGCCUUCCAUCAUGACAUCCUGAAGCCCUACCUGGGUCUCAUGGCCGACUCUGUCCGAGGGAUGCUGGACAAGUGGGAGGAGUUCGUCAGCCAGGACUCAUCUCUGGAGAUCCUUGGAGACAUCUCCUUGAUGACCUUGGACACCAUCAUGAAGUGUGCCUUCAGCCAUCAGGGCAGCAUCAGGAAUAACAGGAACUCCCAGUCCUACAUCCAGGCCAUUAAGAACCUCAACAGUAUGUUUUUGUCCCGAUUGAGGAAUGUUUUCUACCAGAACGACCUCAUCUACAGGCUGACCCGUGAAGGCCACUGGAACCACCAGGCCUGCCGGCUCGCCCAUCAAUACACAGAUGCAGUGAUCAAGGAGAGGAAGGCUCACCUGCAGAAGGAGGGAGAGCUGGAGAAGGUGAGGAGCAGGAGGCACUUGGACUUCCUGGACAUCCUCCUCUUUGCCAGAAUGGAGAAUGGGAGCAUCUUGUCUGACGAGGACCUCCGUGCCGAGGUGGACACAUUCAUGUUUGGGGGCCAUGACACCACAGCCAGUGGCAUCUCCUGGAUCCUCUAUGCUCUAGCUUCCCACCCCGAGCAUCAGCAGAGGUGUCGGGAAGAGAUCCUGAGCCUCCUGGGGGAUGGCGCCUCCAUCACCUGGGACCACCUGGACCAGAUGCCCUACACCACCAUGUGCAUCAAGGAGGCCAUGAGACUCUAUCCACCAGUACCAGCCAUCAGCAGAGAGCUGAGCAAGCCCAUCACCUUCCCUGAUGGACGCUCCUUACCUGCAGGAAUCAAAGUUGCCCUCUCCAUUUAUGGACUUCACCACAACCCAAAGGUGUGGCCGAAUCCAGAGGUGUUUGACCCAUCUCGGUUUGCACUGGGUUCUAAUCAACACAGCCAUGCUUUCCUGCCCUUCUCAGGAGGAUCCAGGAACUGCAUUGGGAAGCGGUUUGCCAUGAAUGAGUUGAAGGUGGCCGUGGCCCUGACCUUGCUUCGCUUUGAGCUGUCACCGGAUCCCUCCAGGGUUCCCUGCCUCAUACCAGAAAUUAUAAUGAAGCCCAAGAAUGGGAUCCACCUGCAUCUCAAGAGUCUCACUUAA